This is a messenger RNA of Apis cerana (Asiatic honeybee), 664 nucleotides long. It is a transcript of the gene ND-MLRQ, whose product is annotated as NADH dehydrogenase (ubiquinone) MLRQ subunit. The record is from RefSeq and is a predicted model, not a curated record. Gene Ontology annotation, cellular component: respiratory chain complex IV. NCBI's taxonomy places the organism in Eukaryota, Metazoa, Arthropoda, Insecta, Hymenoptera, Apidae.
UAAUUAAAAUUUUUUUAAAAUUAUUAAUAUUGUAAUUUUCUAAAUAUUGCACUGUAAAUCUAUAAAGUUUAAUAUCAAUGCUUAAAAUACUUAAGGGUUCAUUUUUAUGAAAAUUUCACUCGAGAUUUAAGUAAGCAUCUUAUUACUAUAUAGUCAAUUGCAUACGAAUAUUCGUAAGAUAAAUCAUUUACUACAGUUUAUUUGAAUAUUAAUACGCAGCAAAAUGUUAGGUGGUAAAAUGCAAGGUCUUACAAAAGAAUCUCUGAAAAAGAAUUCUAUGUUAUUGCCAUUGUUUUUCUGCAUUGGAUUUGGAGCAUUUGCUGCCACAGGCUAUUUAUUACGUCUUGCAUUCCGAAGUCCUGAUGUUACGUGGAAUAGUAGAAGCAAUCCUGAACCAUGGAAUGAGUAUAAAAAUAAAGAUUAUAAGUUUAUUAGCGUUCGUGAUACAACUAACUACAGAGCAACACCUCCACAAUAUUAAAAGCAUAUAAAUUGUAAACUAGUCUUAAUUAAAGAAAAUUAUGUAGAAAUCAAAUUAAUUUAUACUUUAUAUUAUUUUACUUUAUAAAUUAGAUUAAUUUAUUGUUAAUGUCAUUAAUAUUUUACAAGCUUGUAUUAUAAAAAAUUCAAUAAUAUUCAAAAAAUAAAAAUUUAAAUAUCAUGA